Ylistrum balloti is the source of this 1293-nucleotide messenger RNA. Its product is annotated as lipoprotein-releasing system transmembrane protein LolE-like. Gene Ontology annotation, cellular component: membrane; plasma membrane protein complex. The record is from RefSeq and is a predicted model, not a curated record. Gene Ontology annotation, biological process: lipoprotein localization to outer membrane. The transcript has a single exon. The coding region runs from base 1 to 1293 and encodes 430 amino acids. NCBI's taxonomy places the organism in Eukaryota, Metazoa, Mollusca, Bivalvia, Pectinida, Pectinidae.
AUGCCACGCUCAUUUUUCUUUGGUAAAAUAUGGAGAUCUCGCUCUACUAUGAAAGGCUCUCACUGGCUUAUUAUAGCACUAGCUAUAGUGCCAUUUGUUAUGGUACAGCAAAUAGCAAACAAUAUGAUAGAGGGCAUAUCCUUGCGUAUUAUAGAAACCGACACUGCCCACCUUAGUGCUACUUUACCGUAUACCAUAUCCACAGAACAGCAGCAAAGGAUGCUCGAUAACGUUCGGGAAAUGCCAUACGUGAACUUUGCAUACACAGAACUGCGGGGGGCAGGUAUAAUAAAACACGGAAAAAGAAAAAGCGGGGUAUUAUUUAGAGGUGUUGAUACGCAUUUCCUUAGCAGCAAGGGGGUUUCACAGUACCUUCGCGUGUUAGAAGGGAGCAGAAAUAUAACAGAAAAAAACACCUUGCUUGUAGGAAGCGCCAUAGCAAAAUCUCUCUCUCUUUCUGUGGGCGACGAACUACUCUUGCUAAGCUCGAUAGAAGAGAAUGCUUCUUCUCUUCCAAAGAUCUCGCGCGCAAAGGUAUUAGGGAUAGUGUCUACGGGAUAUGAAGAACUGGACAGAACAUGGGUGUUUAUGCAAAAAGAGCAUCUGCAGUCCCUGCUUGCAGCUUCAGACCAGAACUGGACACUGGGCAUAAAGAUAUCCGACCCCUUUGUGUUGGAAAACGCACUCGUUCAACGCAACGCCCGUGCCAUGAAAAGAGGAAGGGCAAUAUACACUGAGUUACAAGAGGUAAUAAAGCCUUUUGGCCCUCUUCGCUCGUGGUAUGAAAAAAACACAUCUACGUUUACCCUUCUUUUGAGUACAAAAACCCUACUCUACAUAGCACUAAUUAUUGCAGUAAUACUUGCACUUGUUUCACUUAUUUCAACUACAGGCAUGCGCAUAGUAGAUUUAGAAAUAGAAUUAGCCAUUCUUAAAGCCAUAGGUAUAGACCCAAGACAGUUAGAAUUACAGGUUAUACUACGGGGAGCUCUAUCGGGGUGCAUAGGAGCCAUCGUUGGCACUGCCAUAGGAACAUUUUUAGCAUACCAUAUUAACCGCAUUGUGUACAUACUCGAUGUAGUCGUAAAUAGCGUUCGUGCCUACCUGGGGAAUACAGAGCAUGUAUCCAUUCUUAAUCCAAAAUUCUACCUUGAUACAGUACCCUUUAGCUUCUAUCCCAUGAAUAUGCUUGCAAGCAUUGUAGUUGUUACAUUUUUCUCCAUGCUCUCCUCUUGGUACCCGUCAAGAAAAAUAAGAAAUGUAUCAUGUAUAAAAUUACUACGUAGACAUUGA